Botrytis fragariae is the source of this 2340-nucleotide messenger RNA. RefSeq names its product putative small oligopeptide opt family protein. Gene Ontology annotation, molecular function: oligopeptide transmembrane transporter activity. The transcript is spliced from 8 exons. The record is from RefSeq and is a predicted model, not a curated record. Gene Ontology annotation, biological process: transmembrane transport. Bases 1 to 2340 code for a protein of 779 amino acids. NCBI's taxonomy places the organism in Eukaryota, Fungi, Ascomycota, Leotiomycetes, Helotiales, Sclerotiniaceae.
AUGUCGUCGGAAAUAUCAGCAAACGCAAGGCAAGAUCUGAAUGAGAAAAGUGGCAAAGGUCAAGAUGCUGAGAUCAAAGUGGGAACGCAACACAUGCAAGAAUUGGAGGUUGACGUUGGAAAAAUACUCAAUGAUGAAGGGCUGGAUGAUAUAGAAGGCGAUACAUCGCCAUAUCCUGAAGUCAGAGCCGUAGUUCCAGAAGUCGACGAUCAAGCCAUUCCUGUCAAUACUUUGAGGAUGUGGAUUUUAGGGUUUGCUUUCACUAUGAUUGGUGCUGGUAUCAAUCAAUUCUUCAGUCUUCGUUACCCCUCAGUUCAUAUUGUUGCACUCGUUGCUGAACUUCUGGCAAUGCCUUUUGGUAUACUUUUGGCAAAGAUUUUACCCCUCUACACUCUCAAUCUAGGGCCUCUGGGGAAAUGGUGUAUCAACCCCGACAGGCAUUUCAACAUCAAGGAGCACACUGUGGUAACCAUCAUGAGUAACGUAAGCUUUGGUUAUGGAAGCGCAGACUCAACGAGUAUUAUUCAAGCUGCAAAAGCAUUUUACAACUUUGAUUUGAAGCCUGGCUUCUCAAUUCUUAUCGUCCUUUGUUGUCAAAUGAUGGGUUUUGGCGUUGCGGGGCUAUCUUCCCCUUGGUUGGUAGAGCCAGCUUCUAUAAUCUGGCCAGGUGUGCUGUCUAAUUGCGCUUUACUUUCCACAUUACAUUCUCGAGCAAAUGCUAUCGCCAAUGGCUGGGAGAUUAGUCGAUUACGAUUCUUUAUGUAUGUUAUGGUUGGAGCGGGAGUGUGGUACUUUUUUCCCGGUUUAAUAUUUGUGGCUCUCUCAUAUUUUACUUGGGUCUGUUGGAUUGCUCCAAACAACCUGAUCGUCAAUCAUCUGUUCGGAAUGGUUACAGGUCUCGGAUUGAGUCCGAUCACGUUUGAUUGGUCACAGAUAGCAUAUAACACAAAUCCUCUACUUUCGCCAGCGUGGGCCGCUUUAAAUGUAUUCGGUGGGUUUGUGGUUUUCUUUUGGAUUGUUACCCCUGGUCUUUAUUAUGCAAACGUUUGGUACACAGCCUAUCUUCCACUUUGUUCGGCUGAUGUAUACGAUAACACCGCAUCCCUAUACAACGUUUCCCGGAUCAUGACUUCGUCGAAUACUUUGAACGCAACUGCAUACGCCGAAUAUUCACCUGCAUUCCUUCCUGCUACAUUUGCUUUCGUAUAUGGUAUAUCUUUUGCAGCCAUUACCGCUGUUCCAGUGCACAUAUACCUCUGGCAUGGCACUCAAAUUCUUGAUGCAUUUGCUGGUCGGACUAAAUUGGAUAUCCAUGCUCGUUUGAUGCGCCUCUACUCACGGACUCCUUGGUAUUGGUAUGGAGCUAUCACCGUUAUAAUGCUUGCAUUAGGUAUUGUGAUGGUCGAAGUUUAUGAUACGACCUUGCCGUGGUGGGCUGUUAUACUGGCAGUAAUCAUACCGGCAUUUUACAUGAUUCCAUGUGGUAUUAUUCAGGGGAUAACCAACGUAGAUGCCAAUCAACUCAAUGUUCUAGCCGAAUUUAUUGGUGGAUACAUGUUUACUGGGCGACCAUUAGCGAAUAUAAUUUUCAAGGUUCUUUCUACUGAUGUAGUGGGCCAAGGCCUGUACUUCGCUCAAGAUAUGAAGCUAGGUCAUUAUAUGAAAGUGCCACCUCGAACUCUUUUUUUCGCACAAGGAAGUGCCACUAUUCUUGGGGCUCUUACGCAAGUUGGAGUGACUCUAUGGAUGCUCGGUAAUGUCAAAGAUAUUUGCUCAGAAGAUCAAUCAAAUGGUUUUACGUGUCCAAAUGGCCGUACAACCUUUUCUUCCUCUGUCAUCUGGGGUGCAAUUGGACCAGGACGCGUAUACUCUAUCGGCAAAAUUUAUUCUGGCCUGUUGCACUUCUUUUGGAUCGGUGCACUUAUGCCAAUAAUCACGUGGAUUGUAUGGAAAUACUGGAGGAAGGAUACCGGUGAAGAGAGAAGCUGGAUACGACUUAUAAACUGGCCGUUGAUAUUUGUGGGAACCUAUAACGUGCCACCGGCUACGGGCAUCAACUAUAGUAGUUGGGCACUGGUAAAUUUGACAUUUAAUUGGUGGAUCAAAGCAAAAUUCUUUGCGUGGUGGUCCAAGUACAAUUACGUCUUAGCAGCUGCACUCGAUACGGGUCUUGCUCUUUCAGCAAUUGUGAUAUUCUUCUGCAUCACAUAUCCUGGAGCACAAUUUCCAGAUUGGUGGGGCAAUACAGUUUACCUCAACACGGCAGAUGGAAAUGGUCUUCCAUGGCUUUCAUUACCUGAAAGUGGUAGAUUCGGUCCGGCAAAUGGAACAUGGAGCUGA